Molecule: messenger RNA, 285 nt
Organism: Prunus armeniaca (apricot)
Lineage: Eukaryota; Viridiplantae; Streptophyta; Magnoliopsida; Rosales; Rosaceae
Source: the annotation of a GenBank genome assembly
AUGGGUUGGUUUGAACAAUACUUAUCUCAAGCUGGGAAUGAAGUUUUGAUCAAAGCAGUAGCUAUGGCUAUGCCUAAUUAUGCUAUGUCUUGUUUUAAGUUACCCAUUAAUUUAUGCAAGGAGAUUGAAAGGGAGAUCAUUAAUUAUUGGUGGAAGGGGCACAAGGAGCAUAAGGGUAUCCACUGGGUUGGAUGGCAACGUCUCUGUAUGAUGAAAGAAGCAGGGGUUAUGGGUUUUCAAGAUCUUAGAUGCUUCAACCUAGCCAUGCUUGCAAAAAUUGGCUAG